Molecule: messenger RNA, 5437 nt
Organism: Esox lucius (northern pike)
Lineage: Eukaryota; Metazoa; Chordata; Actinopteri; Esociformes; Esocidae
Gene: slc38a12
Product: transmembrane protein 104
Exons: 10
Coding region: 305-1801 (498 amino acids)
Source: RefSeq, a predicted model, not a curated record
ACUUACGUUACCAGCUAGACAGGAAGACGUAGCGAAAACUAGUGCCAUCUGAUGUUUAUCUGACUUAGCAUGAGUUAAGAGUGUUUUUGUACAUGAGAUAACUAAAAAUGACAACAAAAACAUGAAUGAAAAUCAGUUACGUACCGAAAAUGCAUAUUUUCUUUACGAGUCUGUAUGAGCAUUGACUUAAGCUAUCUGCUGGGGACCUGUGGUGCUGGCUUGAAAGUACUGAAGCCCGAUCAACGUUACAGUUGCUGCACAAGAAUUAGCUGAAAGGUUGUGAUCCCCAUUGUGGGUGCUCAUCAUGGCAGGAGGAAUCACAGAAACAGGGGAGCUCUAUUCCCCAUAUGUUGGUUUGGUGUACAUGUUCAAUCUGAUUGUGGGCACGGGGGCACUGACGAUGCCCAAGGCCUUUGCCACCGCCGGUUGGGUGGUCAGCUUAGGGCUUAUCUCCUUCCUGGCGUUUAUGAGUUACAUGACCACAACCUUUGUGAUUGAGGCCAUGGCAGCAGCCAAUGCUCAGCUACGCUGGAAAAGGAGGGAGCAGGAAGAGGUCAAGGACAGCGACUCGACCUCUGAUUAUUCGGAGGAUGAAGACGUCAUCGUCCGGGGACGGUCGGAGCCAGAGACGAGGCCCAUUUUGUCCGUCCAGCGACAGGGAGGUGGCGGAGGAGGACACGUCGAUCACUUUGACAUUGUGGAGAGGGUUGAGAUGGGUCAAAUGGCCUCUCUGUUCUUUAACAAAGUUGGUGUCAACAUGUUCUACAUCUGCAUGGUAGUCUACCUCUAUGGAGACCUGGCUAUCUAUGCUGCGGCCGUACCCAUCUCGCUAACGGAAGUGGCCUGUGGCAACCACUCGUGCAGCGCUGGCAGUGUGAAAUACAACGACACCGACUUGUGCUGGGGCCCUGUCACCAGGAAAGAUGCUUACAGGGUAUUUCUGAGCAUCUUCACUUUGAUGUUGGGCCCCUUUGUCUUCUUCGAUGCACAAAAGACCAAAUACCUCCAGAUCCUCACCUCACUCAUGCGCUGGAUUGCGUUCACGAUGAUGAUCAUCCUUGCUCUGAUCCGUAUCGGUAAAGGCCGGGGUGAAGGCCGACCCCCUGUGGCCCAGAUCUCUGGGGUGCCCAACCUGUUUGGAGUGUGUGUCUACUCCUUUAUGUGCCAGCACUCCCUUCCCUCCCUGGUGACUCCCAUCUCCGACAAGAGGCGCGUGGGGACCCUGGUGGUGUGCGACUACGUCCUCAUCCUGGGCUUCUACAGCCUGCUCUCCUUCACGGCCAUCUUCUGCUUCGACAGCUCCCUCCUGCACGACAUGUACACCCUGAACUUCACGGACAACUGCGAUGUGCUGGACGUGGCCUUCUUGCGCUACUUCCUGGGCCUCUUCCCGGUCUUCACCAUCAGCACCAACUUCCCGAUCAUUGCCGUCACGCUGCGUAACAACUGGAAGACCCUGUUCCACCGCGACGGGGGCACUUACCCCUGGGUGGUGGACCGCGUGGUCUUCCCCCUUAUCACCCUGGUGCCGCCGGUCAUCGUGGCCUUCUGCACCCACAACCUGGAGUCGCUGGUGGGCAUCACCGGGGCCUACGCCGGCACGGGCAUCCAAUACGUCAUCCCCGCCCUUCUGGUAUAUUUCGGCCGGCGCCACGUGGAGCCCAUGCUGGGCGCGGACGAGGUGAACAAGCACCGGUCGCCGUUCCGCCACACCUUCUGGGUGUGGUUCGUUGUGGUGUGGGCUACCUUCUGCCUCAUGUUCGUCACAGCCAACAUCAUCCUGGAGGACACCAAGAAAUGAGGAGACGGACUGUCAGACCGGUUGCUCUGUAUGGGUGACUUUCUCUCUAAAUAAAGCCUUGCCGUACCCGGUACAGGUCCAAUGGUGUGCCUUUAAAUGCCACUCUUGUAGCAUGUGAAAUCCUUGUAAUUAAACGUAAUUUAUCACAUUUGUUUUCGAAAAGGACCAAAAUAUCUACUAGACAAAGGUUGGUAUGAAAGCUAUACAGCGACGUAAAGGUAAAAACAAGGAGCUGGAUUACUUUUUUUCCAGUGUCUUUCUGGAAAGCUGGACAAUCAACAGUUUUAGCCAGGCUUUGCACUACACGGCAGCAAUGUUUUUAAAGCAUAUACUUAGCAAAAUAGUUUGUCUUUUUGUCCUUAGUUUUUCAGAUGCCUCAUUUAGGCUUGCAAAACAUGCUGUAAAUUAGCAAUGUUUUUGAAUUUAUCCAUCAGAGUAGAAACAGAAUCUGUGGUUAUUUUGAAGACUACCGUUCUAAAGAAACUUCAUAUGCACCAUAAAACUUAAUUUAAAAGCCUGGGCAUUGAUCACUGAAAACCACCAGCGCUUAUACGACAGGCUUCUACUUGUGCCAAGUCAGUAUUUCCUCAAUGCACAGGUCUUUUGUUCAAUAAAAUAGGGACAAGACUACCACACUGCUUAUUGUGACAAAUAUAUGAUGAAGAUAUAACAAAUCCAUGUGUAGAUUAGGCAUCCUAUCAAACACCUGGGACUUAGCACUUUAGCGUCAUGAAAUGUCCAUGAGUGAAAUGCAAGUUUGUUUUGAAGGUGUCUCCUGGGAACUAGGACAAACGUUGCAUCUGAGGUAUUUCUGGUGUGACGUGUCUGCUGUUGUGCUUCAUUGCGUAUAGUUUUUUAGUAGUUGAUACUGCUGUGUCCAAUCCCUCGGUUGUCUCCUCCGUGGCAAUAAUGUUGCUCUUAAUAUUUACGAACUGAAGUUCACCUGAAAACGAUUCACUUAGUCACAGCCUUUAUCUGAAAAAAGGCUAUUUGCUUAAAUGUGUUCGAAUACUCAACUAUUAAAAUGGACAGGCUGUGAAAUGAGUCUUCUUUGAAUUAAAGUUGGAUGGUAGUAUUUUCAUAAUGAACGUUUACAUAAAAAAGACAUUUAUCUAGCACAGCAAAUAAAAGUAUUUAAAAUAUAUACAAAGAAUAUUAAAUGCUGAAAAUGAAUGUUAUUCUUUCACUUGAUGGUUUAUUUUUGCGAUAAGGAUUUUAAACAGUGUCAUUCAAUUAAUUUCAUUAAUCUUUUUUUGUUUUUUUAUGGCUGCACGUCCACACGUAAAAUGGUCAGAGGUAUAGAAAGACUUCCAGACGCCUAUGAUAAUCCGAAACCAAAGGCGACUAGAUAUUAUGUAAUAAAAUUCCUUGAAAGUUACCAAAAAUGUGGUUCCUUACUGUUUGAAUGCGUAAGUUACUAGUAAUAUACUGUCCCAACUGUAGAUGUAAAUCCUUAAUGGAGACCUAGGGAGGGUAGGAUUGGGCAGGUGUGUCAGUGUUUAUCUGGACCUUUAGAACUCAUUCUUCCAGUUGGUAGCUGAAGACAGAGUUCACUCGGACAAUUGAGUGCUCAGUGGGGGUAGAAAUACAACCUGACAACUCAGUGCUCCCGCGACAAAGGCCAAGGCAGCCUUCAUUUAAAAUUGUAAAAAGAACAUUUGAUGACUGAAUCAGGGACCGUUCCUCAUUUAUGGCCGGCAUUUGCACAUCCUCACUGGUAGGUCUGCUUCAGAUCUCCACCUUUCCCCACAAACAUUUAACAUUCAACAGUGACAGAUCCUGAUUGAUGGGCCUUGGGGAAGAGGUCCAUCCCUGCUGAUCAAGAGAGAGAUCUGGAGUUUGAUUUUAAAUACAUACCACCUUAUGUUUUACUGCUCACCACCAAAUCAUCAGCCCGCCAUAAGUCUCAGGUCAGCACCCACCUGCCUCCAGUUGGACAGGGUUACAAGAAGGGUUAUCCAACUGUUACGACGCCUAGUAUAAAGGGAACUUAGUUCCUCUUUUUUGCAAUCACAUGGUAGCUGGAUUUGCAAUAGCAUCUUUGUGUUAUGCUUGCUUGUAAUGAGAAUCUCUCAGCUGGCUGAUUUGUUGACAGCUCUUUGCGUUUUUAUUGCGAUUGCCUGGUAGCUGUGUUUGGUUGACUAAUUUGAUUUCCCUCCCAGGCUUGUGAAAGCAUCCUCUUCGGGCACAAGCCCUGCUCAUACUCAUAUACUGCUCCUGAUUAUCAUGUCCUUUGGCUCUUGACUUGCAGCUCUCUCAGAUUUAUUGGCAUAUCUAUUCUACUCCGUUGUAGUCAUCCGGUUUGAAAUCCAACUGCAGCUGGCGUAUAUGUACCUUAGGCAUCUUUGACGAAGCUCCGACAGGUGAAUUAUGUUUUGUGGUCUAGGGUUUCAUAUUAAACUGUUUCAUUUAGCACCAUUGUUUUCUUUUAGUAUGUGAAUGUGAUGUACUAACAGCAAAGAGUAACCUUAGUGUCCUGUCUUAAACACUCUUAUGAUCCCAAAAAGACUGGGGACACUUAUUACCAUUCUUGCUUUGCACCCACCAGUUUGCACCCAAUCGCAUUGGGUUAUAGCUCAUGUGCAUUCUUCAUAGACCUUAUCAUCAACAUGCUUAGAAGGGCAGUGUUACUUUUGGCAGCUGUUCUAGAUUUUAAUGUGAUGUUCAAAAUUAAAUAAUGAAUAUGUACCUCUAAUUUCCAUAAUGUGCACAUUCAGAUAUAGAUGGGACAUUGUUCUGUCAGAUGGUAACACUAUGCCAGUCAGAAUUUACCAAGAUGUUUUCUUCUGAUUAUAACAUUGGGAUGGAAUUAAAUAAAGGGAAGAGUCUGAGGUCUUUUACAACAGAAUCAUUAUUUAUGCUAAUAUUUAGUAACAUGUUCUCAACCUUAAGCAAAAAGAUUCUUAAACUCUGGGACUGUAAAGAAUAUCACCAUCCUAAGGGCUGUUUUCCCCUGAGAAAAUAGCCCGCUCUGUUAAUAUUCUCCUAAUAAUCCCUGGGUACUCAUGCUUUAUUGCUUAAGUUCAGUGAUACUGUGUUAGGACAGAAAAUAAAGAGUGCUCAUUCUGUAAUAUGGCAUCUGUCAAUUUUUCUCUGUUAGUAUGUUUUUUCUGUGUAUAAUGUUGGAAUGCAGCUCAUUCCUAAACUCUACAGGCCAUAGUCAGUUGUUGGUACAGGCUCCCAGUUUGGGAAGAGUGCAAUAGCUGCUCUACUUUUUGAAAUGGAAUGCAAAGGUGAAAUUCAUUUUGAACUGGUUUGGGGAAGUGUGGUUUUCCAAAAUGAAGUGUGAUCAAUGUGUAUGCGAUGACUCCCAUCUGGAGUUGUAUAAUGUGCCUUUUUCCCUGGCUUAUUGUUGUCCAUAUUGUGUUAACUGGCCCGUCUUUGUUUAAGCAUCCUAUCCGAUAAGAUCCACAUGUAAGCCACUUCGUUACGAUUAACUGAGUUUGCCUCUUUGUGACUUUGAGACAGUGUUGCAAUAUUAAUUCAUUACGGGUUGCCCAAGUCUUUUCAACACUGAGUUUUGUCAAUACUCAGUUAAAAAAUAUCCAGUAGUGGGAUGUGUGUUUUUGUUUUGUUUCACAAAGGAACCAGUUGGACCUGCUGAACCUUAAUUAAAGAACAUAUAUUUGAAAUUAA